GGUGUCUGCAACCUCAACUGAUUCAUUCAAGAAGGGUGUGGACAAGCACAGAAAUUUACUUGAGAAGGGUUAACAUAGGCUCAAAUUUUCCUAUCCUGAAUCAAUAAAUCUGUGUUCAUCACCAUGGUGAUUCGCACUUUUUCGAACGUGGACAUUACUGUUUCUUUUAAGUUAUUUUGUCCUCGUAUUUUAAUGCCAAAGAAUGCAGAAGUUCAUAUCUGGCACGGAAAAUACCCAGUGGCAGGUAUAUACAUGAACAGAGACCACCGCUUAAGGGGUUUGCAGGAACAGUUAUCAAAAGUAGGACACACCGCCUAUUUACAUGAACUAGAAGAUUUCAAUGAAAUAGUAGAAAUUGAAGUCAAUAAAGAAAUUGUUUUUCGCUGCAAGGUCUUGGAUUUUCAGUUUGGGAGCGAUGGUGAAUUGGAUCCACUGUGUAAAGCAGUUGUUGAUAGUGUGAAUAACGCUUAUUAACGUCUUAUCUGAAGUAGUGCAUAUAUGCAAGUUUCCACACUUGUAGUCAAGGCUACAAGA
Messenger RNA from Trichobilharzia szidati, 534 nucleotides. NCBI's taxonomy places the organism in Eukaryota, Metazoa, Platyhelminthes, Trematoda, Strigeidida, Schistosomatidae. The record is from the annotation of a GenBank genome assembly.